This is a messenger RNA of Cladophialophora carrionii CBS 160.54, 3360 nucleotides long. RefSeq lists its product as uncharacterized. The transcript has a single exon. Gene Ontology annotation, cellular component: ubiquitin ligase complex. Lineage: Eukaryota; Fungi; Ascomycota; Eurotiomycetes; Chaetothyriales; Herpotrichiellaceae. Gene Ontology annotation, molecular function: ubiquitin-protein transferase activity; ubiquitin binding; zinc ion binding. The record is from RefSeq and is a predicted model, not a curated record. Bases 1 to 3360 code for a protein of 1119 amino acids. Gene Ontology annotation, biological process: protein linear polyubiquitination; proteasome-mediated ubiquitin-dependent protein catabolic process.
AUGUCUUGUAUGGAGGACGAAUUCUUCUUAGACGUUGUGCAACGAGCUUUCAAUCACGCCUGCCUUGCGCAUGCUCACAAGGCGGCCAUCCUGUUAUGUACAAGAUCCCGCCACAGAUUAAGCAUCAAGGACGUGCUAACGUCCUUGCAACAAGCCAUUGACGAGCUGGAAUUAGGAUAUGUUUCCACCUUGCUAGGCGCGACCAGCUUCUCCAGCAGUGAGCUUGAAACUCUCUGGAAACAUGCUACUCGGCAAUACUUCAGCGAAUCCCUCACCAUUCUGGAAAUCUUGCUCAAGGCCGGUGCUGAUGGGAGUUCUGUUGUUGCAACAUUAAUGGAUGCGAUUGGGAGAAAUGACGAGCAUCUCGUCAGUCUUAUCCUGGCCCAGUGGCAAGCUCCGCGAUCCCUUCAGCAACGUGAAGAGUUCGAUUAUCAGAAUCGCCAGCCAGUCUUGAAAACGCUGGGAGAAGUUCCUGAGACCGAGUAUUUCACAGUCCUUGGUCAAGGCUUGUCGAUUGCGGUUCGCUUAGAUUUACCGGAAAUCUGCAAGCUUCUCUGUACCGCUGGAGCGCCUCUUGUGUAUCGGCGACAGUCGCUUAUCGAACUCACUGUUGUUCUCGGAAGUUACAGAGCGCUGAAAGAACUUACUCGACAUUCAACAACGUGCUCCGAAACGCGAAACAUGGUCAACUUUGCUCUCCUCCAAGCAGUGGAAAACAACCGCCCUACCUGGAUUACUGGUCUUGUGGAACUUGGUGGUUCCGUUGAAGCAUAUGGACUAGAGCCCUUGAAAGCCGCCGCAUCACUCGAUCAGACCGACAUGCUGAGUGUUCUUCUUCCCUACAAUCGAUCGUUGGAAGGACUCCAGGCAGUACACCAAGUACUUGAAAAGCGUCUCGCUGAAGCCAAAGCUAACCUGGAUAAUCUUUGCUCUAUGUUCCAGCAGGUCCGUAUGGCAGGCUUCGAUCAUGCCGAGUCAUUCAGCAACGCUCUUCUGUCGCUCUCAGGACUUCGAUUCGCAACCGUGAAUCAUGUCGGGGUUUUGGUCAGCUGUGGGGCAUCCGUCGAGUACAGGGAGGGUGAUUGCAUGAAACAGACAUGGAGGCAUGGCAAUGUCCAUUUGUUCCCGUAUCUGCUCACCCAAUGUACCAAGACAUCUGUCGUGACAGGGCUCUUGAACAAGGCGUGCGAAGACUACCUUCGAGGAGGCGAGAAUGGCUUCGGUCUCCAGGCCGAAGGAUCAUUGGUUGUCUUCAGCGCGCUCCUCAGAAGAGAAGUCUCGCAGGAAUCUCGCAAUCUAAGCCUUGAUGCGAUUGCGCGGCGUGACUCAAACGACGGCGCUUGUCAUUAUGAACCCAAUACCUUGGAGAUUAUCGAAUUGUUGUUAGAAAACGGGGCCCGAUUCAUUGACGGGGCUGGAUCACCGCUCUAUCACGUCUGCAGAUUGUCCAAUAACCCGAAGAUUCACUCGUUGGUAUCGAAGAGCAACCCACCCAUGCGAUCUCGGCUCUCAGCUCUACAUCACCUUUUCCGGAACCAGGAUUGGUCUGCUCCUGUGGGUUCGAACAUAUCCAAGGCCAACGACGACCUAGACCAAGCCUGUCUGUACAAUAUCAACUUCCCCGCGUCGGAACCUGAAUGUGUCGAGCUGGAGGAGUCUGACAUUAUCAGUCUCCUUGGAGCAAUGUUAAACCCGAGAGGUCGAGGCGUUGGCACCACCUUGAUGUUUUCAUUCUUCUUUAUGAGGGGUGGUCUCCGAUUGCUCGCGCCACGGACCUGUUGCGACAACGACCAGAACGAUGUGGAACAGAUGAUUGUGGCUGCCAUCAUGAAUUGUGACGAGACGAGGCUGGAACGAGAAAGAUCUGAGCAACGAAUCGAGGUUCUCUUGCGGGUCUUACAGAUAGACGCACUCAAUGCUGCCGGCGUUUGGUCAGACACUACAGGAUUCGCGCUGAAAGAGGAGGCUCUGGACAGACUACUGAUUCUGUCGCUGCAGCAUGAGAGGUUUUCGCUGGUCAGCACACUCUUGGAGUCUGGAGCCGAUCCAAGUGCAACUGACCAUGACGGAAGGUCAGCCCUCUACCUGGCCACUGCUGUGAAUUCUCUCGAUAUAAUGGAGACUCUAAUCGAGAAGGGUGCGAGAGAAAAUGAUGGAAGUUUACACAUUGCGACGUGCCUGCAGCAUCAUGAGGCGAUGCAUCUACUUCUCAAAGCCGAGCAUAUUCCCAGCCAUCGUUCUCCUCUUUUCACUGACGGGACGCCACUGGAGGCUUUUCUGCGGUUUGACCACCCGGGUAUAGCUGAGGAUCUCUUCGGUGUAACACUUACAGUACUUUUGUGCGACACAGAGCUGCCGUCAGAUUUCUGGACCCGAGAGCCUUCGCCUCUUUCUCUGGCAUUGUUGGGGUCGAAUCCCUACGAGAUGUUCAGCGCCUUGAUAGAUUUUCACCCCAUGAAAGUCGCCGAGUUGCCGCUCGUCCGUCAGGACAGGUUCAUGCUUUCCAUCCUCAGCUUGGUGGAAAAGGGGAAUGAUAUCCCACUAUCUGACGUCCAACGAGUGGACCUCCUGGCUCGACUAGAAGAACUCGAAUUCACGCGGACUUAUUAUGCCGUGGAAGGAGAUCAGCCGGAAGACGCCGUGAAUGUGCCAGAAGAACUCGAGGCUCCGGAAAUCCGAGCACGCCGCCGUGCUUGGAGAGAGAAAGAGUGUGCCGUAUGCUCCGACAGGCCCGAAGACCGAAAGGCCAUUCACGCCGCUUUGGCCCCCUCCUGUGAAGCCAACCACGGCUGGGACGACGACAUCAUCUGCACAGACUGCCUGCGAGGCUACCUCGAGUCACAAAUGUUCCCGCAGGGUAACGACAAAUUUCCCUCGACCAAAGUAAAAUGCUGGGCGCCCAACUGUUCCGACAUCCUCGGCCACAGCGUGCUCCAGGCGUACGCCGAGGCGGACAGAUUCGCCGUGUACGACGCCUCGCUCGCCCAGCUCUGCCUCCACGACGGCGCCAACACGUUCAAGUGCGCCAAUCCAGCCUGCACGGGCGCGGCGUGGCUGGACGAAGACGAAGACAAGGACAUCACCAUCGUGGCCUGCCCGGUCUGUGGGAAAGACACCUGCAUCCAGUGUAACCAGCUGUACGAUCGGCAUCGCGACGAACCAUGUCCGCGCGGCGAAGAAGCCUUGGGCGCCGAACGCAGAAGGGCCGAAGAAGCCGCCACGGCCGCAUUCCUGGCCAAGGGCAAAAAGUGUCCGCAGUGCAGGUCGCCGUACGAGCGGAUCGAGGGGUGCGACCAUAUCGUGUGCGGCAAGGACGCCCAUUCGCAGGCGAGGAGUCGUGAGUUGCGUUCCGUUUCUUAA